Messenger RNA from Lineus longissimus, 2040 nucleotides. RefSeq names its product armadillo repeat-containing X-linked protein 3-like. NCBI's taxonomy places the organism in Eukaryota, Metazoa, Nemertea, Pilidiophora, Heteronemertea, Lineidae. Gene Ontology annotation, cellular component: mitochondrion. The transcript is spliced from 6 exons. The coding region runs from base 28 to 1263 and encodes 411 amino acids. The record is from RefSeq and is a predicted model, not a curated record.
AAAUUGCCGCAGGCAGAGAUUUCCAAAAUGGCUGCGACCAGGGGACAAAUUUUCGCAACCCUGGCUAUUUUAGCAGGUUUUGUCGUAGCUGGUGGCUUGAUUACUCAAUACAUACUUCAGCGGCAAUGCAAAGAACGUGAAGAGCAAGGUCGCAUAUGCUCUGCUUCUGGAGCAGGUGAUGCCACGAACGAAGAUGAAGAUGAAAAGAACCAAUCAGGGCAUUGCAGAUUCAAUCACUCCGAGCAGGAGACCAGGCCAGACAGAAAUGUCACCACACAACCAAUAAGAAUCCCAGGUGCACCCACCGACAACAAUCAAUACAAACAUGACAAUGACGCUGAGCUGCAGAAUCAACAAGAUGGUGCCGCUAUCCGAAGAGCAACAUUGCCCUCCCAAGAGGAAGUCACAGAAACGUUUUCCAGAAUCACAGAUAAAGGAGGUGGCGCCCUCUUGCUGAGAGAUGCAGAAAUACUGGUGAUGCUGCUAAAGCAUGAUACAUCGAAUACUGUCCUUACUGAAGUAUUGAAGACCAUCGGCAACUGUGCUGCCUUUACCACAAGUCAGAAUCUCCUCCGAGAAGCUGGUUGUCUUGAAAAGCUGACUAAGUUAUUGAGAGUGAGUAACAUGGCUUCCAAGGCCGGCUAUACGUUACAGGCCCCAGUCAUUAUAGGCCUUAACGGUGCUAUUGGAAACUUGUCAGUCAAUGAAGAGAAUCAAAAACAUCUAAAGGACACCAUCCCUACUCUCCUCGACAUAACUGCUGAAACCAAUGAUGAUCAAAUCAAGCUGUCCUCGUUACAAGCCCUGACAAAUCUCUCACUCCUGUCAUACAAUCAUGGACACUAUACACGCUCCGUGCAGAAUCUCUAUGAAGUGUUGGAGUCUGGAUCAGACACCCUGAAGAUACAAGCACUGAAAGUCCUGGUGAAUCUUUCAACGAAUCCAAAGAUGGUGCCUCACCUUCUAGCAGCCAAGGCUCCGUCUUGCACAGUUAGUCUUCUCUCGGAUGACCUCGACGAGGCAAUACUCCUUCGCUACACAAAAUUUCUCGAAAACAUCGUAAAAACGUCCCGACUCCACGACAUUGAAUCAAAAUCUCUCCCAACAGACGAUAAGGCGCCGUCACCUGAGACAAUGUUUACUGCCAUUUAUGGCUUGAACAAUGGAUUGCUACGGAGUAAAGUGUUUGUUCUUUCACAGAUUCAUAAUGAGGAGAUAAAGAAUCAUGCGCAUGUGAUAUACUCUUGUCUGAGCAAUACCUGAUCUCGUGUUUGUGGAAAAAAUAGGAUGGACAGUGUGUGCAAGAGGAACGGAGGGUGCAUUGUGAUAUUAUCAUGUGAUAUUAUCAUGUGAUAUUAUAAUGUGACAAAAAGAAUAGUACACUGCCUUCUGCAACAGUAUUUAGAGUAUCACAUUGAGAAUGGAGUGAGGCUCUACUCUUUGAAUCAAGGCUGCUUAUCAUAUCAGUAUUUCAAGCUACAGCUGGCUGGAUGAAGGAUUAUGAAGAGGACAUAACCUUCAUUGAAGAAAACUUUUUUUUGAUGAUAUACCCGUCUGCCUGUAAAAUAGUUUCAUUACAAUUUACAGUUGGGUCUCCUGAGACACACCUAAGUCAUUUCUCUCAUGCUGCAACUCGACUCCUGCAUGUAAGAGAUGGACAUACUUACAUGAUGGGAAAUAUGGUUCAUUCUGCAUUUGGUCAAGAAACUUUUGAUUUGUUCUUAUACUGUCUGUUUGUUUGUACAUAUAUAUGUGUAAAUAAUGGUCUCUGAUUCGUUCAUCUGUAUUGUGUCCAAAAUGACACGGUCAAGAGACCAUGGACGAGGAGUUGAUUUGUUCCCUGGUGAGGUCUUUCAUUCACUUGACAGAUGCUGCUGUAACAUGUGCUUUGGAGAGUACGGGCUGGGGCCUCAAUCGGGCCUCUAGGCCUCAAUCGGGCCAUUAGCUCCUCUCCUUCCUCCCCGUUUGGUUGAUGAUGUUAAUUUUUACCAAAGUUGCAGGAUUGCAUAUCGGAAAGUUGUAAAUAAAACAAUGCUUGAA